Uloborus diversus is the source of this 9859-nucleotide messenger RNA. RefSeq lists its product as uncharacterized. Lineage: Eukaryota; Metazoa; Arthropoda; Arachnida; Araneae; Uloboridae. Gene Ontology annotation, molecular function: beta-catenin binding; gamma-catenin binding; microtubule binding. The coding region runs from base 1 to 7656 and encodes 2551 amino acids. Gene Ontology annotation, cellular component: catenin complex; beta-catenin destruction complex; cytoplasmic microtubule. The transcript has 17 exons. The record is from RefSeq and is a predicted model, not a curated record. Gene Ontology annotation, biological process: cell migration; pattern specification process; negative regulation of microtubule depolymerization.
AUGCUGCAAAGCACUUUACAGGUUGGGCAGCAAGCUUUCCCUGCUGACAAUGAAAGUGUUGUUAGAGGGCAUUACAUACUUGCAAUUCAAGACCGGGAUUUUAACUACAACCAAAUCUCGAUAACUCAAAAUCCCAAGGCACCAAGUAAAGCCUUCAAGCCUCCAGAAUGUCCCAUCAUUGAACAAAGAUCCCAAGCUUUCUUUCCUCAAAUUAUAGAACGGGUUCCUUCAAACUUAUUUCACACACGUUCAUAUCAGAAUGAUCAUCGACGUGAAAUUCUUGAAAUCAGGGAAAGAGAGAGAUUAUUAAACCGGUACUACAGCAAUGCACACCACAGAUAUGAUCACUACAGUCAUGUAGACAGAAGGCCUUUUCUAAAUCAAAACUACACAAGUCUUCCUUAUAAUAUGGUUCGAAUAAAGAGCUCUAAUGGUGAUCAGGAAGCUAAUGACUUCGCUGAGGAUGAUGAAGGCAACCAUGAAUGUCAUAAUUUGCAUCAUGAGCCUGGAAUGUCUAGUCGAGAUCUCUCAUCAUCUGAUGAACAUCGUAAUGGUACACUGCAAAAUGGUGCCACAGGAGUUCAUGAAUCCAAUGGGAUUUCCUCCUUAGGAGCCACUAUUUAUCAGGGAGAAUGGCCAAUGCACAGAGCACUCUGGAUGAGUGGACCUAGUAGUAUUGGUGAAAAGGAUCCCUUAGAUUGCUUCGGUGGAGACGAUACUGAAAGUAUUAUGAGCUUUAGCUCCACAACUGCAACAAUGAGCUCUCGUCGCCCACAUACUCACCAACUGGGAACGAAGGUUGAAAUGGUCUACUCAUUAUUAUCCAUGUUGGGUAGUUGUAACAAGGAAGACAUGAGUCGAACUCUUCUCGAAAUGUCUAACAACCAAGAUAGCUGCAUAGCUAUGAGGCAAUCAGGCUGCUUGCCCCUCUUAAUUCAACUUCUCCAUGGAAGUGAGCAAGAUCAGGCAUUGCCAGAACAGAAGAGUACAGAAAAUGUCAAGUGGGCUGUAAGAGAGGCAAGGAGGAGAGCAAGCCAAGCACUGCAUAACAUAGUCCAUGCGCAUCCAGAUGACAGAAGGGGCCGAAGAGAAGCUAGAGUCUUACGGCUUUUGGAACAGAUUCGCGAUUAUUCUGACUUUCUCAGGGAUUUGGACUCCAGCAAUGUGGAUUUUUCACGCAAUGAGAAUCUGGAUUUGCAUCCUGGACCUGCUAUUGCUGCAUUAAUGAAACUGUCUUUUGAUGAAGAGCAUCGACAUGCAAUGUGUCAGCUUGGUGGCUUGCAGGCAAUUGCCGAAUUGAUUCAAGCUGAUCACGAAGUUCAUGGCAAUACAAGUGACCAAUUCUGUGUGACUGUUCGGCGAUACGCUGGAAUGGCAUUGACCAACUUAACUUUUGGCGACGGUACAAAUAAAGCUUUACUAUGCUCCAUGAAGCCUUUCAUGCAAGCCUUAGUAGCUCAGUUACAUUCUCCUAGUGAAGACCUCCGACAAGUUACUGCAAGUGUGUUACGUAAUUUGUCUUGGAGAGCUGAUACUUCAAGUAAACAAAUUCUGCGAGAAGUGGGAGUUGUUUCAACUCUUACAAAAGCAGCAAUGGAAGCCAACAAAGAAUCUACCUUGAAAAGCAUUUUAUCAGCUUUGUGGAAUCUCUCUGCUCAUUGCAGUAUGAAUAAAGCUGAUAUAUGUGAGAUAGAUGGAGCUCUAGAGUUUUUAGUUUCUACCUUAACUUACAAAAGUAUGUCAAAUACCCUUUCUAUAAUUGAAAACGGCGGUGGUAUCCUUCGAAAUAUAUCCAGCCACAUUGCUGUUAGGGAAGAUUACAGAGCAGUUUUAAGGAGGCAUAAAUGUUUACAGACACUUUUAAGUCAUUUAAAAUCCCCUAGUCUCACAAUAGUUAGCAAUGCAUGUGGUACUUUAUGGAACUUAUCUGCCCGCAGUGCAGAAGAUCAGCAAGCCUUAUGGGAAAUGGGAGCCGUCGGUAUGCUUCGAAAUCUUGUGCACUCAAAGCAUAAAAUGAUUUCUAUGGGUAGUUCAGCAGCUUUGAAAAAUCUUUUGGCUGCGAAACCAGAAGGAAUGGGCAUUAGUUUGAGCAUACCCACUGAAAAUGGACAUCACCAAAAUGGAACAACAUCUAACAUGCCCAGUUUACUAGUCAGAAAACAAAGAGCUUUAGCAGCUGACAUUGAUGAAAAUCUUUCGGAAACCUGUGAUAAUAUUGAUAGUCCAAAAACAAGUCCUACACCACAUAGUGACUUUUGUAAAAAAUUUACGUAUGAAACAAAUGGAACAAGUUAUUUAGAUAAGAGACCACAGUAUUUGUCCUAUUUACCUGGAAGAAUGUAUCACAGUAUCAAUGGACAGGUAGGCUCACCAGUACAUGUACCUCGAUCAGAAAGCAAAGACAGUCUGGGCAGCACACGUUCUGAGCCACCUCACUACAAGGCCCAAAGAGAAAGAUUUAAGAUUUUUAUCAACAAUAAUCGUACAAUGGCCUUGGACAGUAGAACUGUGCAAGAGAAACCUGCUGAGUGGAAAGAAAAAACUAACCUACCUUUUGAAAACAAUAGCAAUGUAGUUUUACAGUUAUUUAGACACUUGCAAAAUGGUCAAACUGUUCAAAAGCAGACUGGUGCUGAUGUUGAUGUAGAACAAUGUAUCGUACCUGAUGCAGAAGAAAAUAAGCCGGUAGUAAGACCAAAUAGCUUACCACCGCCAAAACGAGGUGUUUGGAACGUUAGAAGUAAUAGGUAUAACAGUCACCAUAUUCCUCAUAACAAUAUGCAUUUUCCGUCUACAGAAAAUGGAUUUUCUUACUUGAGAAGUAAUGGAUAUACGUGUGAAAAGAAUGGCUUUGGACCUAAGAAGAUUGAUACUGCUGGAGAGAGUAUCAGCACAGAUGUUUCCAAACUACUUGAAAUUCCUGGAAAUCGAAGAGCUUAUGCCCCUGAUAAGAGUUUUCUCUGUGAAAGAUCAGAAAAUGAAGCCAGUGGCAGUCCUGCUCAAUGCAAUGGUUUUAGAACAAGUGAAAGCAUUGUAGAAUCAUCAGAAACUAGGGAGCCAAUAAAAUCUACUGUUGUAUUGAGAAAAAAGAAAAACAGUAAUACUCUAUCUUCAUCCGUGAUUUUAAGUAGAGAUACAGAGGGAGAUGAAACAAGUGUUGAUCAAACUCCUCUAGCAGUAUCACGUUGUAGUUCUUUAAGUUCUCUUACCAGCUGUUUUCAACAUUCAGCUAGAAGUUCAUGGCUUAGUGAUGUAAGCCAAAGAACAAGUGCUGUGAUCUCCCCAACAGAUUUACCAGAUUCACCAAGUUACUGUCCUUCUGAUGGGAAGCCUCCAAUAUUUGAAUUUACUGACAAAGUUCCUGAUGCUGAUGCCCACAGUUUGAUCAAACCUAAGCCAGCAUGGCCCGUGAGCUCUGCCCCAUCAAGUGAUUCGCUACCUAGCUCAGUAAAGAGAAUGUCAUUGGACAGUGAUGUUUUUACCUACUCUAACGAAUGCAAUGCUUCUGUUACUGAUCAUUCCCAAACUAAUGAAACUCUUGAAUCACCUGAAUCUCUAAAAACACCCCCCGCAAGGCCUCAGAACUCUCCAAUGUCUCCUGAAGAGAAGGAAUUACGUUCUAGUGGUGAAAGUUCCGGCUCUUUAGGAAACAAUGAAGAGAAUGAAGAAAAUGAGUUUGCUGCAACUUGUAUUAAUUCUGGUAUGCAAAAUAACAGUGGCGAAGUUCUUCACAACAAUAGCAUACUGCACUCAAAAGUAAAUAACCUUUGUUCUUCGUUGUCAUACACAAGAAGUGGAAUCCCAGUAAAAGCAGGCAUUAAUUCGAGAUCUAGUCUCAACUUUUCAUCGACGAAAUCUGCUGUGACAGCUGGUCUACCAUCUUCCCAUUUUAAUAUUCAACCUGCACACCCAAAAUCUAUUAACUCUCAUACAUCCAACAAUUCCAGAACUACAAAUGCUAUGUGUGAUGAUAAUGAUAAUCUUUUGUUUGGCAGUAGUAAUGUUAAUUCAGUCAAGAAUGAGCAACAGUUCAUUGAAUCCAAAGCUACUUCUGUUGCCAAGUCAAAGAAAAUUGUGCCAUCGGAGCACAACUUCUCUGAAGGUGCUAGAAGUAGUAUUCAAGCAUUUGAAUCUAAGUGUUUAAAUGUCUGCAAGAAAUAUCCUGCUCUGAGAGAAAAGUCUGGAUUUAGAAUGGAAAACAGGCAGCGAGAUGGAGCUUUAGCAACAUUGAGUUUGUCUGCAUCAGAUUCUAUAACCUGCUCUAGAGAACAGGAUACCAUCUCAAGAAUGACAGCUUCCAUUGAUGGCAAAUCAAAAACAGCCAUUCCUCAAAUUGUCCGUCCUGGCAAUCCUCAUUUCGAUAGUGAGCAACACCCAAAACAGCUUCAUAUUAAAUCUCAGAAUUUACCAAUUUAUAAAAGAAAUAAUUCAAACACCACCACCAAUCAAGAACUUGAUCCAAAAUGCACAGCAGAAAAUACAAGUUCAGCUGAAGAAAAUGUUUCUGAAGAUAUUCUUAGUAGUAGUCCAUCUGCCCGUGAUGAAUCAGAGGAUAACGACUCUGACGAUGCUUUGGCCAGAAUAGCAGGAACUAAGUCUUCCGAUUCUGUUCUGCGUAACAACAGAGUGAAAUCUAGGAAAAGUAAAGCUAAUAGACGUUCGAUGGAAAUACGUCCUCCUUCAGAACAGUCCAGUGAAGAUGACAACAAGAAUUUAUUUAAUUUGACAGCUCCAUCUUAUGCUUCAUGUAAUAGUCUUUCAAAUAGAAGAGAAGAAAAGGAUAAAGAAGAUCAAAACACAAAAGAAAACUUCUACAGAGGUAUUAUUCCUGAUUUAUUAGAAGGAGCUGCUUUCCAUGAUGAUUUCUCUGGUUGUGAUAGUGACAGGGUAACUCAAAAUUCCGUUUCAAAAGCGAGCAAAUCUAAAAUCAUGACCGAGUCGAUGGAACUACGAAAAGGGGCCUUAAUGAUUGCAGCAGAACUGGAAGAUAUAGUUGAUGACUGUACCCACAGCAGUACAAGUUUUGAUUUAGAUAAUAUGAAACCCCCUUCAUGCAUGGCUGAAAUGAGCAUGACUAGCAGUGGGUUGUCCGAUUUGUUUUCAAACGGCAAUGGGUGUUACAUUAAUGGAAAACAUGCAAUUGACAGGAGAAGGAAUAACAAGAGGUCUAAGAAAAUAAAUGGUGGACAUAGGUUUGUCUUAAAAUCUGUUAGACAGACUUUAGUUAACAACUUAGAAGCACCCAAACAAAAAGCUUAUUUAGAUAAACCAAUAUCAACAUCAACCUCCUUGGAAAACAUAAGCAUGAAAAGCAGUGGUACAUCAGAUCUUAUCGAGAACGUUAAUCCACCUUCAAUACUAGAUGAUAUAUCCAUGACAAAUAGCUGUGCAAGUUUAAAUAGCAUUAGUUCAGAUAUCUUGGAAAGUAGGUCUCAUUCUUUAGCAGAUCCUAGAAGUAGUUCAGAAAUGUUUCAACGCUUAAAUGCAGCAGCUGCUAUGGUACAAGUAUAUUCAAGAGAAUUUUCCAACAUAAUGACUGGGAGUAUGAAAAGUAGUUGUAACUCUGAAUGCUUAGAUCUUGUGAAACCGCCUUCAAUUUUCCAAGAUAUUGCAGAAGUUACAGUUGAAGAUGGUACUGAAGUUAUGUCGGAUCCUUUGGUUUCUGAUUUUGAGCUUGAAGAAGAGCUUCCUCAUGAUGAUGAAGCUUCUGUACCAUCAACAGAAACAGUGCACUCGCCCUUUCUUCAAUCCUUACAAAAUAUUGAAGGCAGCAGUGAGAACUUAAAUAGCUCCAUUGAUGGGGAUAGCUUUAUUGAUAGAGAACAUUUUCCUGCAAAAAGAAUUAGUAGUUUGGCACUUGGAUCACAAAAUGACCUUGAUUUUAGAACUGAUGUUAAUGCUUCCAAUUCUUUCUCUACCUUUGUGCAUGAUGAUUUUGUUUCUGGUAUGGAGGGUAAUACAGAUUUUAAUAAAUACACAAAAGAAUCUACAGAAGAUGACGAAGUACCCGCAGCUUCACCUUCUGUUCGAAGAGGUCCUCGGAUCGUAAAACCCAUUAACCGUGAGACAGUACGCCAAAUGCAAGAGAAGAAAAAUGCUGAAAAAUCAAUUAAAUCUAUAAAAGGUAAAGUACCUGCAGUCAAGCAAAGGAAUUUAUUCCAGCAAAUAACAACUGCAAGGUUAAAUGUAACCAACAGGACUGCAGUUGCUAAAACUUCUUCACCAGUUGUAAGUGGUGUUAGGCCUACCAGGACAUCAGCACUACGAGCAUCUCAAAAUAAACAAUCUAAUAUUAAAGCAAAUGGUGGCAGAACAUCUCCUAGAUCUUUUCUGAGCAAACCACCACCUAUUAAAACUGUUCCAAAGAUUAAUAGACAAAAUAAUAUUCAAACAAACAGUGCAAUGAACUCGACUAAAGUUCAGCUCGACAGUGCUGAUACAAAAAGACCUCAGCCGCUAGUGAAGCAAGGAACAUUUGUUAAAGAAGAAACUGUCACUAGAACAACCGAAACAAAUACAAAAGUGCCAUUAUUAUCUCCUUCUUCUGAUGUUGACUUAUCUUUACAACAUUCUAGUGAUGAUCAAAAUAACAAUGAUAAAAGUAUAGCCCAAAACGUAUCUGUAAAUGGACAAAAAGUUGUAGAAAGAAAAAUUUCUGCCCCUUUUGGAACUGCUAAUAACUUAACAACUAAUCAUAAUUUGCAGAGAAAACUGAGUGCUCCUAUCCAGAGGAGAAUUGGAGAAAGAAAUAGUCUAGUCCUGUCUCCUAGUUCGCACAGCUUAAGUCAAGAAGAUAAAAGCACCAAGAAAAUUCCAGAAAAGAAAAGUCCAGGUAAUGGCAGCUCAAUAGGAAAAGGAUCUUCGGCUGUUGGUAGCCGUACAGCAAGUACAAAUAGUCUAUCUUCCUUGUCUUCCACUAGUUUAUCAGUGAAAAAAUCAAAUUCACAAAAAGAUGUGCCAAGCAAAAUCUCCUCAAUCUGGAAACGCAGUGAAAGUACUAGCUCCUCUGCUAAUAGCCCCGUCACAGACAAUUCUAAUGCUGACAAAAAUCCUUUUGGUAGUUUCCGAAGCAAAGCUCCAAUUCCUAAAAGUACUCUUAGCAGAUGCAAUAGUGCAACACCAACAACAUCCUACAGAAAGAAUAUUCCCAGAAGUUCUACAUAUGAAAAAAUUUCAAAACCUGCAGACAAUGCUAUUGAAAGUGUGAAACCAAAGCAGCGGUCUACAUCUGAUGGUGCUGCAAAGAUUAAACCCAUUUCCAAUUCGAACAAAGCAACUUUCAAGCCAAAGACACAGUACCCGACACCUAAAGCAACUGGUGGGGCAAGGAUUGUGAAACCAGUUACGCCAAGGCCAAAACCAAACGCAAUAACCUCAAAAACUUUACGGCAGUCUUCUAAUUUCACACCUACAAAUUAUAAUUCCUUCACAAGCUCAGCACACACCACUUGCAUUUCAAUUGAAAGGGGUAACAGAAAUCGUCAAGAUCCGAAGGUUUCUAUACCACUUGUCACUGCACCUUUUGCAUACUUAAGUUCUGAAACUAAAAGUGAUGAAAAGGAAGAAGUGUGUACUGAAGACAAUAAUAAUUCCUCAGAGCAUGUGAAUGGGGUUGGUAGGGAGAGUGGAUCUGAGCAUAGUGAUGUUGAUGUCUAAUGAGUGAAAUGCCUUUCAAGUUUUUACAUUUUUUUAAGCAACUCUAAUUUGAGUAUAUUUAUAUUUCUUAAGCUUGAGCAGAGUGUGUGAUACAGCAUGCGUAGUUCCCCACACAGACAGCCUUCUCUCCCAUUCUUUUUUUAUUUAUUUUCAGCUAACUACAACUGGAAUUGUAGAGGUUUUGAUAAUUUACACUAUAGGCAGCUAAUGUGUUGAUAUUUUUUACUCUAGUAAUGGGAUUUUGUUGGCUGGUGAAUUGUUGGAAAUCAUCCCUUUUAAAGGCAAUUCAAGAUUUGUUGUUGUUAAUGAAUGCUAAUUAUGUUCAAACCAUCUGCUAAGAAAACAGCCCUUGACUACAGUGGAAAAUAAUAAGUAGCUAAGAAAACUUUUUCAAGGCAACUUGAUGAAGGUUAAACAAUGUAUCAACCUCAUCAAUGUAUUUUGUUCAAUGAAAACACAAAGGAAAAAGCUUCUAGAAGGCUUCUAGCAUUCACGUUAGAGAAUGAGCACUUAAUGUAAUGUUACGAUCAAACAAAACUGUGGCAAAACUAGGCGCCAGGGGAAAAUUUUAGAUGCCAGAAUAAAAAUGUAUCAGAAUUUAUAGAAAACUCAGACCGACUUUGCCCAUAAAACGAUCAGUCGCCAAGGUAAUUACUUUGCUCACCUGGGAUUUAUUGGACAUUAGUUAUAAUAGACAUAUUAAACUUAGCACCAGGAACAAAUUGAUUGAUCUUCAAAAAAAAAAAAAAAAAUCCAUUGCUUGUAGUUAAAGGUAAUUAACAUUAAUAUUACAGAAUUAUACACGUACCACUAAGAAAAGCUGUAACCACAGUUUAUGGUCAAGGCUGUUGAUAAUAAUAGCAGGUGGUUUUACAAAAGUUACUUUAAAAAUUAAGUGAAAUGAAAAUAGUAACGUAAAAAACUCUAUUGGCAUUAAAAGCUUCAAUCCUGCGAUUUUCAACAACAAUUUUGAAAAGUGGAGAAAAAUUUAAUACAGGCAAAAUUAUAGUUCUCAUAAAUUUAAAUUUCACUUUUUUUUUCUUUUUUCAUUGAUCUUUAAUAUAUAUUUUGCCAUUUAAAAAAUUUUACUUAAGUAUUAUUUACAAAUUGAUUUUGUAAAUCUUAUUCUUGAAAAGCAUAUUGCUGUAUAUAUCUAGUCUUUUUCUGUUUACCCUGAGUACGACGUAUAGAUUUCUUUUAAAAGCGAUUACUUGGAUUUUUAUUAAGUUAAUGUUUUGCAAAGCAAUUAUGUAUUGCAUUCAUAAAUAUGAGUUGCACCCACAUUCAUUUGUAUAUUUCAUUUCAGAUUGUGAUAUUUUUAUUAAUGUUUCAUCCAAGCAUGAAGAAAAAUAAUAUUUUAAAGUAUUGUUACAUAAGUUUUUAAGCUAACGAUUUUUGUGGUAAAUAGAACACUAUUUGUAAGUUUGUUUGAAUAGUUAAAUGGAGAAAGUUGCUUGAUAAAAAUUAGAUGUUACACAUUACAUUCUUAGCUAUGUUAAUCUUUAACAUUUUUACUGUAUACUUUUAUUGCUCACACCUUUUUUACAUUUAAAAAACAUAAUUAUUGAAUUUUUAAUUAUUAAAUUAUGAUCUAACAGGAUUUUCGCGUGUAAAUGCAUAAAAAAUUAGCUUCAUAUUGCAACUACAAUUAAAUUUUUAAUUUAAGUAAAUUUCAAGAAUUUCAAAUUUGUAAUAUUUUUACUAUAAUGUAUUUAGCAAUAAAUGCAAUUCUCAAUCCCUCCAAAACUUAAAUCAAACAAAAAUGUAAAUAUUUCCAAAUAGACACAGCAAUUUUUAAAUUAACAUUAGUUCUAUAUUUUUAAAUUUAAAUGUUCCUAAAAAAAUCUUAUCAACAAUAUUUCCAAUUGGUAUAUUCAAUGUUUAAAAAUUUCUUUGUAAAAAAAUCAUUGAACAUCCAAGCAAAACUAUGUUAGACUAUCAAAAUAUUUGUUGUUACCAGUGGACUACUGAAGAACAUAUUCAAGUUAAAAAUAGUGCCAUGAAAUGUUUUAUUAUUAGUUGCGUAUAGCUGUACGAACUACUACCUUAAAUGUUUUAUGUAUAUUAAGUUGUAUAUUUAAUUUAUUGUCUAUCAACUAUAUGUUGGUAACAUUUGAUACUAUUUCACUAAUAUAAGCAAGAAUUUAAUUUAUGAAAUAUUUUCAGCAUGUAUGGUUGUGAUAUGUUAAAUAAAAAAUUUAAA